AUGAAUAAGGUUAUUGAGAGAGCUAGACAAUAUAAUAUAAGAUUUAAUGUAACAAAAUUACAAUAUAGUCAGAAAGAAGUAAAAUUUAUGGGUUUGAUAUUUAAUGAAAAAGGUAUGAGUCCUGAUGAAGAAAGAAUAAAAGUGAUAAAACAACUACAGAUUCCGCAUAAUAAAAAAGAAUUGCAACAAAUUUUAGGAGUUGUAAACUUUCUAAGGCAAUUUUUACCUAAUUUGUCGGAAAUAAUAGGGCCAAUGAGGGAAUUAUUGAAAAAAGAGGCAUUGUGGAAUUGGACAGAGGAACACUCAAAGUCAUUGGAGAAAGUAAAAGGUUUGAUUAGUGAAAAAUCCUUGUUAGUACAUUUUGAUGCCAAACAACCAGUGCAAAUACAGUGUGACGCUUCUAAAAAUGCCAUUGCUUGUUGUUUGUUACAAUCGAAUAAACCUGUGUGGUUUGCAUCCAGAUCAUUGACUGAAACGGAGCAAUUGUAUGCAAUAAUUGAGAAAGAACUCUUGGCAGUGACAUUUGCAGUUAAAAAAUUUCAUUAUUAUAUUUAUGGUCACCAUGAGGUAAAGAUUUACACAGAUCAUCAACGAUUGGUAUCAAUAGUAAGAAAAAAUUUAGAUAAAGUUGAGAAUAAUAGACUGAAACGGUUAAAAUUAAAGUUAAUGAAUUAUAGAUAUACAUUAGAAUACUUACCUGGUAAAUAUAUGUACAUAGCUGAUUUAUUAACAAGAAAUAUAAUUCAUAAAGAAGAGAAUGAUGAUGCAACAUUAAGAGAUCUGAUACAUACAGUAAGAGUCACUGAAAUAAGGUAUAGUAUAGAUAAACUUGUUGAAUUAAAAAUAGAAACAGAUAGAGAUAGAAUAUUGAGUCGUGUAAAAGAUUAUUAUUUAAAUGGUUGGCCAAAUAAAUUGAAAGAAGUUGGUGAAAUGAAUCAUUAUUAUAAAAUAAGAUCAGACUUAACAGUUGAAGAUGAGUUAGUAUAUUUUGAGAAUAGAGUAAUAAUACCAACAACAUUAAGAGAUAAUAUGCUGAAACAGUUACAUGACAGUCAUCAGGGGGUAUGCAAGACAAAAGAAUUAGCCAAGCAACAUAUUUAUUGGCCAGGUAUAGCAUCUGAUAUUACAAAUUUAGUUCUGGCAUGUGCAAUUUGUAAUAAGUAUACUAGAAGUAAUAAGAGAAAUGUAUUACUAAACCAUGAAAUACCUGAUGUACCGUUUGACAAAGUUGGAGCUGAUAUAGCUAGUUAUGGAGGAAAGGAUUAUCUAAUCAUUGUUGAUUACUAUUCAAAAUGGGUGGAAGUAUGUAAGUUGAAGUGGAAAACAGCACAGGAAAUAAAAAAAAAGUGUACAAAAAUAUUUGCUAGAUUUGGCAUACCUAGUGUGUUUGUAGCGGAUAAUAUGCCAUUUAAUAGUAUACAGUUUAGGGCAUUUGCAAAAGAAUGGGGAAUACAGAUAAUGAAUAGUAGUCCCAACUACCCUGAGAGUAAUGGGUUGGCAGAAAAAUUUGUAGGUAUCAUAAAAAAAAUGUUGAAGAAGUGUGUCGAUACGAAUGAUAAACUUGAAAAUUACCUAUUAAGUUAUAGAAAUACUCCUUUAACGAAUAUUGGUAAAUCACCUGCAAAUCUACUACAGAAUAGAAUUUUAAAAACUAAACUACCCAUAGUAGAUAGGACCAGUGACGGUGCGACUAAACUGAUAAAACAAAGAAUGGUUGAAAACCAAAAAACACAAAAAAUGUAUUUUGAUAGGAAAGGUACGGUAGAGGAAACUGUUUAUAAGGAGGGAGAAAAGGUAUGGAUACAGAAUAAAUUUAAUAAAACUUGGAGUGAGGCGAGAAUAAUAAAAAAAUUAGACUUACCAAGAUGUUACCUAGUGAAAGAUAGUGGUGGUAAAGUAUUAAGAAGAAAUAUAAAGUUUAUUAGAAAAAAGAAAACAUUAAGUUUAGAAUUGGAUGAGGAAGAGAAUAUGGCUGAUAAAGAACAAAUUGUGAGAGAUAAUGAAAGUAAUAGUAAUAUGGUGGUGAGGAGAUCAAAGAGAACAAUUAAAAUACCAGAAAGAUUUGGAUAUUAA
Myzus persicae (green peach aphid) is the source of this 2073-nucleotide messenger RNA. RefSeq lists its product as uncharacterized. Bases 1 to 2073 code for a protein of 690 amino acids. Gene Ontology annotation, biological process: DNA integration. The transcript has a single exon. NCBI's taxonomy places the organism in Eukaryota, Metazoa, Arthropoda, Insecta, Hemiptera, Aphididae. The record is from RefSeq and is a predicted model, not a curated record. Gene Ontology annotation, molecular function: nucleic acid binding.